UGCGCGAGGCGCUCUCUCAGCCCCUUACGAGGUCACUCUAGACGACGACGAGGGCGAUAGCAGCGACGAGAUUGCAGAGAGGCCCAAUCUCACAAACGCAAAUGAGACGACCGUCGCCUCAGCAGAUGCUAGCGAGUGGGAGAGGCACAUCAAGGAAUCCAAGAACAAGGCAGGCGUAUCAUCCAAGCAGAUGCAAGAUCGCAUCGACAGCCUGCUGCAAGAGCGCGAUGACCUCAAGAUCGAAGUUGACAGUCUGCGACGUCAUUACAACCCUAGCGAAGAAGCCGCCGAGAUCAUUCGCCUACGUCAGGAGAAUACUCGCGUCCUGCAACAUCGCCUCACGCUCACCAAUCUCGUCACUGCUCAAAAGAAGACGAUCAAGGACCUCAAUAAGCAGGUCAAGACGCAGUCUUCCUCGCAGCAAGGAUCGACGGAUCGCGAGACGCGGAGGCGAAUGGACGAGAUGGAAGAAGGUCUACGUCUGCUUGAUCAGCAAAAGGACGAGGAAGCGCAGGCAAGGCAGCAAGCAGAGGAUGAGCUCGAACGACUUCGCGAACAGCUGCUGCGUUCUGACAACGAGCGCAACGACCUUCAGGCUGACAAGGAGGACCUCGACCAGGAGAUCUACCGCCUCGAGAAGCAGCGAGAUGAAGCAGAGGAGAAGCGCGAGGCUCUCGACAAAGAGCUGCGACAUUGGCAAGAGAGCUGUCGAGAGCAUGAGGACAGAAGACUUGCACGAGCGACACCGGUCAGAACUCGAUCGUCUCGAGGCUGAGCUGGAGCAGCGCAUUGAAGACCACCAAAAGACGCAGCAAGAGUUGCAGGAGGUACGCGGUCAGCUGGAAGCUUCAGCAGCAGAGGUUGCCGUCUUCAGGGGCGAGGUCGACGCACAGCGCAGCGCCGACGAGAAUAAGUACGACCGCCUCCGCGACGAGCUUGCUGCCAAGUCCAACGAACUUAUGCAACUCGAGGAAGAAUUCGAGAGCGCUCACGAAGCUCGCAAGCAGAUCGAGGAAGAGCUGGAGGAGCUACUCCAAGCCCGCAAGCAAGACGAAGUCGAGCUGGCUGACCUGGGCGCACGCUUCGAAGACUUGGCACGACAGCUCGAGGAGAAGGAGGCCGAAGUCCUCGAAUGCAACAAGGAAAUUGCUCAGCAGUCGGAAGCCAUUCGACGCCUCGAGGACGAGCAAGAUCUCAGCAUCGCCGACGCAGAGGAGGCAGAGCAUUUCCGUGCAGAAGCAGAGUCAGAACUCGAGUCGCAGCGAGAGCAUUACGAGAUGAAGCUGGAGCAAUUGAAGCAGCGACUCGCCGAUGCCGCUGCUGAGAUGGCCGAGACUGGAGAGCGGCUGCGAAUGUCAGAGGAAGAUGGCGAGACUCUGCGCGAGAAGCUGCAGACAUAUCGCGAGACGCUCAAGCAACGCAACAGCGAGCUCGAAGCUGCGCAAGAUCACACGGCUAAGCUCGAGGAGAAGUGUCAAGACAUGCUGGCCGACCUUCAAGACGAGGAGCGUCGCAAUGAAAGUCUCGCUGCCGAGUGGGAGAAGCGCAUGGCCGACAAUGAAGACGAUCUGCGCCGCAUCAUCGAGGAGAAGGAAGAUGCGCUCGCCGCAGCCGAAGACGAUCUGGCUCAUGCGCGUAGAUCGUUGCGCGACCGCGAUGCCGACCUGGAAGCCCUGCAGAAGGUCCUGCAAGCCAAGGAAGAUGAGUCAGAGAAAAUGGGACGGUCGAGUGCUACGGACAAGCACUCGCUCAAGCUCGAAGUCGACCGACUCAAGCGUGAUCUAGAGCGUUGCGAGCAGGAUCUGGAGCGAGCAAGGGACGAGGUCGACCGCAAGGAUGAGGCGCUACGAGAGCGAGCGUCCCAAGUCAACAAGCUCUAUUCGGAGAGUGCCGAAGCCCAGGCCAAGCUGGCCACCGAAACUCAGACGCGGCUGGGUCUCGAUGAGCGCAUCGCUGCCCUCAAGACGUCUUUGCAAGAGAGCGAGCGGGCGUUGGCUGACGCUCGCGGACGUGCCGAUACCCUAGAGAAGAAGUCGCACGACGACGAGUUGUCCAUCGAUCGCGCCGAGUCGGCAGUCAGGAAGCAGGUGCUCGAGAGGAAUAGCCUCCUCCAAGCCAUUUCGCAGCACAUGAUCCAGAUCCUAGGCGGCGUAGAUGACGCUCGCAAGCGCUCUAAUGAGCCUCGUCCAAGUAGCGAUUUCGGCGCCUUCCACGCCUUGCUUCUCGGCCGCGUACGCAAGCUGGUCGAGAUCAAGUCCAUGUUUGAGCGCCGUGCGUCGCGCAUCGAGGCGCAAGCGACCGACUCAGUGGGCAAUCUGCGACGCCAGCAAGAGUCGCGCUUCAAGCAGAUUGAUCGCAUCGAGGGAGCUCUCAAGGGUGCGCAGGACAAGCAAUCGGCCUGGCGCUCACGUCUGGUAACCAAGCAGAGCGAGCUUGACGCUACCAAGAACACUGUCGCCGAGCUGCAAUCGCAAAUCUCCUCACUCAAGACGCGCAACUCCCUCUCUACGUCAUCAGAGAACACGAAGCUCACCACGCUCAACUCGCGCGCCAACACGGCCGAAAAGCGCCUGAGAGACGCUCAGCAAGCCGCCUCGCAAGCUGACGAACGUCUCGCCGAAGCCAAGGCCAAAUACAACCAGGGCGAGAGCAAGUGGCUAGCAAGAAUCAAGGAGCUGGAGGCGAGGUGCAAGGCUGCUGAAGAGAAGGUCAAGAGGGAGAGACAGGGUGCCAAGGAGAGGGUUGCGGAGCAGCAGGAGCAGAGAAGAAAGCUCGAGGCUGACGUCGAGGCGGCACAGAGGAGGCUGCGUACUGUUGAUCAUCUGCGCGAGGGGCUGGAAGGGGUUGACUGAGCCCAGUGAGGAGGGUCGCGCGCACUGUUUUUUGAUGCCUUGUACAAGUACUG
Jaminaea rosea is the source of this 2905-nucleotide messenger RNA. RefSeq lists its product as hypothetical. The transcript has 6 exons. The record is from RefSeq and is a predicted model, not a curated record. Bases 102 to 2852 code for a protein of 916 amino acids. Lineage: Eukaryota; Fungi; Basidiomycota; Exobasidiomycetes; Microstromatales.